GCCCAAUCUUGAAUAUGUGUGAUUCCCGUGUUUACAUGCAGGGAUGCGUGUGGACAAGGGAAAGUGAUUGCACGUGUUCUUUCGUUGUACAGUGAUGAAAGCGUAGAAGAAAAAUACUGUAUAAUAUCGUUGAUGAUCGCGGAAAUUGUGUCGACAAACCAGCCUGUUGUCGUGUGCGAGGCGGCUCUACUAUGUCUCUAAUGCUGCUUAGGUACUGGACGAGAAUAGAAAUAGCGGCCUUGAAGACACGGAGGGUUAUAACCGGGCAGCAAAAGCAUUUGCGGUGUGCGACAUCUAUUUAUUGCCCUCAGAGGCACAGAGUAUGCAAUGUCCUGCGUACAGAAAACCUCCUUUCCACACAUUGGAAAUGCCUGGGCACCUCCCAGAGGGACUUGUUUUCAACCAAGAAGGACUCUUCGGGUUCUCAGGUAGGAGAAGGGAAUGUGGCUGAGGCCCCAAAGAUGGGUUUCUUCCACCGCUACCACAAGAUGUUCAAGGAGUACUGGUACGUCAUGCUGCCUGUGCACAUCGUUACUUCUUGCAUCUGGUUUGGGUCCUUCUACUACUCUGCAACAUGUGGAGUUAAUGUAGUGCCACUACUAGAAGCAAUUGGGAUACCGGACGUCCUCGUUGACCCUCUCCGGAACUCUGGGCUGGGUCACCUGGCAACGGCUUCAGCUAUGUACAAGCUGGCUACACCUGCAAGGUAUGCAGUCACUCUGGGUGCAACAUCUGUUACAAUUCGACAACUAUCUCGCCGUGGGCUAAUCAAGCCCAUGCCCACUAAGGACCAAAUCAAGCAGAUGAUUAAAGACAAGAUCAGUCCACCAUGAUACUACUCAGACUCAAAGGAUGCAUUGUUUUAAGUGAGGCAGAAAUGCUGCUGAUCAUGUACAUAGUAGCAAAUGAACGAAAACACUCUGUAGCAUAGGCAGAAUAAAUAUGGAUGUUUCA
Messenger RNA from Ornithodoros turicata, 954 nucleotides. RefSeq lists its product as uncharacterized. Gene Ontology annotation, cellular component: mitochondrion. NCBI's taxonomy places the organism in Eukaryota, Metazoa, Arthropoda, Arachnida, Ixodida, Argasidae. The transcript is spliced from 3 exons. Bases 192 to 833 code for a protein of 213 amino acids. The record is from RefSeq and is a predicted model, not a curated record.